Pundamilia nyererei is the source of this 1163-nucleotide messenger RNA. RefSeq names its product GTPase IMAP family member 8-like. The transcript is spliced from 4 exons. Bases 51 to 1163 code for a protein of 370 amino acids. Gene Ontology annotation, molecular function: GTP binding. The record is from RefSeq and is a predicted model, not a curated record. NCBI's taxonomy places the organism in Eukaryota, Metazoa, Chordata, Actinopteri, Cichliformes, Cichlidae.
ACGAGAGGACGAACCUGGAAGGAAAAUCUGUCUCACGAGUGUCGGAUAAUAUGAAGCCACUGACACGCAGUUCCAGUUAUCCAUUACUGCCACCUCACAUGUCUGAGCUGAGGGUGGUUCUGCUGGGGAACAAAUGCUCAGAGAUGAGAGCAGUGGGGAAUGUUCUACUAAGAGAGGAGAAGUUCUGUACUGAAGGAGCAGCAGACUGCUGUGUGAAAUUCACUACACCCUUUGAGCAAAAACAAAUAGUUGUCAUUAACACCCCAGACCUGCUGCUCACAAACAUCUCUCAGGACAAAUUGAAGGAACAUGUAGAAACAUGUGUGAGGCUCUCUGAUCCUGGACCUCAUGUGUUCCUGCUGGUUCUACAGCCUGAAGACUUCACUGAGGAUCACAAACAGAGACUCUGCAGAGUCCUUCAACUGUUCAGUGAUCGAUCAUUUGACCAUUCACUAAUUUUCAUGUUAACAUCCAGAGAGGAGAGCUCAUUUGAAAACUGUAUGACUCAUCCACCGCUAAAAGAAAUGAUCAGAAUGUGCAGCUACAGAUACCUGUGGCAGAAGAGCUUUGAACGUUCAGAGCUGUUAACACGUUUGGUUCAAACAGCAAAGGAGAUAAAUGAAGAUCGUCUGAGCUGUGAUGUAUUUGAGGAUGAGGAGGGCGGAUUAUUCAUCAGACCAAAGUGUGUUUUAAACCUGGUUCUGUGUGGGAGGAGAGGAGCAGGGAAGACGUCAGCAGCCAAGGCCAUUUUAGGUCAGACUGAGCUUCAUUCAGUCUCCAACUCAUCAGAGUGUGUUAAACAUCAGGGAGAGGUGUGUGGACGUUGGGUUUCCCUGGUGGAGCUGCCUGCCUUGUAUGGAAAACCUCAGGAGGCAGUGAUGGAGGAAUCACUCAGGUGUAUCUCCCUCUGUGAUCCUGAGGGUGUCCAUGCCUUCAUCCUGGUCCUACCUGUGGCUCCCCUCACUGAUGAAGACAAGGGAGAGUUAAAGACCAUCCAGGACACAUUCAGCUCUCGAGUCAAUGACUUCACCAUGAUUCUGUUCACUGUGGACUCAGAUCCUACAGAUCCAGCUGUUCUCAACGUUUUAAAGGAAAAUCGGGAAAUCCAGGAACUCUGUGGGGGAAGAUCUUUUGUUCUCAACAUAAAGGACAAACAAAAAUAA